CGAUCGGCACACCAACUGCUGUGCACCAACUCCAUACCCACCGCAGGGCGCACACGCGACACAGCACACAAACCAUACCUCCACCGAAAAGGUGUUUCGAAGUUGGUGUUCGUUGGCAUAGUCUCGAGACCGGGAAAGGAAGAGGGUAAGGCAACCUUCAGGAUCACCCAACAGGCACAGCAGUAGGGUUGACAAGAGCAGCUGCAGCUGCGGGCAAGCCUGUAGCACAGCAGCAGCACAGAAGAAGAAACUAGGAGCGCUGAGAGAUGGCCCAGCCUGGAAGGAGCCCGGAGGUGGAUGCUGAGUUGAAGAAGCUGCAGGGGGUACAAAGCGAGCUUCAAGCUUUGGCGGCGUCCCGCAGCCAGUUCUACCAGCAAGCGAAUGAAAACGGCAUGGUGAAGCAGGAAUUGGACCUGCUGGAAGAUGGGGCUCCCGUGUUCAAGCUGGUUGGGCCGGUGCUGAUUAAGCAAGACCUUGAAGAGGCCAAGCAAAACGUGGCUAAGCGACUGGAGCUUAUCGAGCGAGAAAUGGCAAAGGUGUCCAAGGCGUUUGAGGAGAAGCAGAGAGAGGAGGCCGCAAUAGGGGAUGAGAUCAUGAGAAUGCAGGGAGGAAUGAAAGAGCGAGCAGCCGAGGAGGCGCGGAAGAUCAUGGAAGGCGCGGCAUAGUACACAUGGCGUACACAUAGUGGGAGGUUUUGGCAUUAUGUACCGCGCUGUUUAAUGAAAGUGUAUCGAACAGGUGUCGGGCGUGUUUCUCUUGGAUAAGUUGUGGUAGAGAAAAAAUACGUGACAGCGUCGGGUGCUUCUUGGAACCACUCGUGCGGAACGAGACGUCGAAGAAUGUCACUCUCCGCGGCAUCCCUCUAAGGGAAAUUAUACCGCUCGGGCUGGAAGGAGACACAGCUGCCGGCUGAGUAGACUUGGAGGCUGCACGCGGUGCCGUAGAACAAACCGGCAUGUAUGGUAGGCUGUCACUCCAAGACUGCUUUCGGCGCGGAUCUUCUUUUCUUCCUUCUGUCGGUGAAAGAGUAAGCGUACCGACACGGCUGUGGAAACUGUCGGUGGGCGCGAUUUUCAAAGUCGAAUGCCUGGUUUUGGCGCGUCAUACGUGCCCGCUGGCAGUCGAACCAGAAAAGCUGCAGAUGACAGAGGAGAGAGGGGUGAAUUUCCGACGUCAAAAGGGGGGGGGAGAUACUGCGCAUGGUUGCUUUUUGGCGUGAUUUUGAACUCGUCGACCAUGGCUGUGUGGGGUGCAACAAGAAAUUCGGGUGCCUCUUGUUGACUCAGCGCAACAAUAAACGCUUUUCGGCAUGAGGCACAACAAACAUCGCCGUUCGGUCGUUCUGCGUCGGUUGCACAAGCGCGGAGGUUCAUUAGCGCGAAGCACCCGCUGCUGCUGUGGACCGGUGCGGGGAUACAUAGAUCAGGGCAUUUUCCGCGCAACGGAUACACCCGGGAGUGCAUUGCAUUUUUGAUGUUUGCUUUACAACCCCCUGUUACGGAAAUGCAUACGCAUCUCCUGUCUUGGCCAAUGUUCAGUACUACUGCUUAUCUAGACGAAUGGCGUAUGUGUUAUCUAUG
This is a messenger RNA of Ectocarpus sp. CCAP 1310/34, 1580 nucleotides long. The record is from the annotation of a GenBank genome assembly. NCBI's taxonomy places the organism in Eukaryota, Phaeophyceae, Ectocarpales, Ectocarpaceae.